GGGGGGCGGGACCGGGCGCAGGGGGGUUGUGGUGGCCCGCGGCGCGCGCACAGCACCGGGUGCAGCCGCCGCCGCCUCAGCCGCAGCAGCGCCAGGAGCCGCCGCCCGCCCUCCUCCUCCUCCCGUUACCGCCCUUCCUCAUCCUUCCUCCUCCUCCUUCCUCCUCCUCCUCCCGGAGCCCGCAGCCUCCUCGCCCUACCCCCGGCCCCGCGAAGAUGGUGGACCGCGAGCAGCUGGUGCAGAAGGCCCGGCUGGCCGAACAAGCCGAGCGGUACGACGACAUGGCGGCCGCCAUGAAGAACGUGACGGAGCUGAACGAGCCUCUGUCCAACGAAGAGAGGAACCUGUUGUCCGUCGCCUACAAAAACGUGGUGGGGGCACGGCGCUCCUCGUGGCGAGUCAUCAGCAGCAUCGAGCAGAAGACCUCUGCCGACGGCAACGAGAAGAAGAUAGAAAUGGUGCGUGCCUACCGCGAGAAGAUCGAGAAGGAGUUGGAAGCGGUGUGCCAGGAUGUGCUGAGCCUGCUGGACAACUACCUGAUCAAGAACUGCAGCGAGACGCAGUACGAGAGCAAAGUCUUCUACCUGAAGAUGAAAGGGGACUAUUACCGCUACCUGGCCGAAGUGGCCACCGGUGAGAAGAGGGCGACCGUGGUGGAGUCCUCGGAGAAAGCCUAUAGCGAAGCCCAUGAGAUCAGCAAGGAGCACAUGCAGCCCACCCAUCCCAUCCGGCUCGGGCUGGCGCUUAACUACUCCGUUUUCUACUACGAGAUCCAGAACGCUCCGGAGCAGGCCUGCCACCUGGCCAAGACGGCCUUCGACGAUGCCAUUGCCGAGCUGGACACCCUCAACGAGGACUCCUACAAGGACUCAACGCUCAUCAUGCAGCUCCUCCGCGACAACCUAACGCUCUGGACGAGCGAUCAGCAAGACGACGACGGCGGUGAAGGCAACAACUAGACCCCCCCGCGAUGGACUGGCAGCCGCACGCUGAUGCUAACUACUGCAGUCUUUAUUUUUUUCCCACGAGUGGGGGGGGGUGUCAGGGGUGGGGGGGGGACCAGGGAGGGGACCCCUUCCCAGGGAGGCCCCCCACUACCUGUCUUUGAUUGCCUCGUUGACAUUUUUGCCAAAACACCACUAGUGGAAGUCAGGCUGGCUGUGCUGGUUAAUGGAAUAGCAGCCUCACUGGCAUAUGGACUGUUCUGUAGAUUAUUAAUACGAGUGGAGCUGUCUUUAAUUUAACUUUAUUGCUAGAAAUCAAACACAACAAAACCACAUAAAAAAAGGAGUUUUUAGAGGUGAAUUCGUGUGGAUGGAAUGGCCCUCGUUUUCUAAAGGAACACAAGGAGAGAAAACAAACAAACAAAAAAAGAGAGUUCUGUGGUUCCAGUCAGGAAUUGUGUGGUUCCAGUAAGGCUUUAUGCGUUUGUUUCCGCAGUCCAAGUGCCGUGUGUCCGUCCCCCAUCGCGGGGCAUCUCUCUGCGGCGCUCUGCCUGGCAGGGCAUAGCCUCAAAUCCCCACAUCCAGAAGGAAUUUAAGAACUAAAGAAUUCCGGGCUCGCAGUGCUCGGGGGUUUAGGCCAUCCCAUCUUUCUGAGUGAUUUCUUUUUGGAUCGAGGUAUUUCUUAGGGUAGCUGACAGUAUUAACACUAAAUCGCAGUUUACAGUAUCUCUACAUUACAGCCAUAUGACAUCAAGCCUUUUUGAUUGUCUUGUGUUCUCUUCUUUCUUCUUUGCUAGUUCUUUUGGCUUGCCUUCCUGAUCAGUCCUCGCCUGUGGACUGGCUUUAGCUAUUCUGUGUGGCCCAAGGCAAGAAGACCGCCCGCCCGAGGAACAUCAAAGCUGCUCUAGUUUUUUGGUCAACAGCUUAUACCAGGUGCUUGGCUAGCGGCUGUUUCAACUCUUUCCAAGUCCACAGCAAAAAGGUGUAAGAACUUCAAUUAGACAAGGGGGAAGUGUUUAAACUCAACAAAAAAAUGCCACUUAAAUAAUAAUAAAAUAAUAAUAAUAAUAAUAAUAAUAAUAAAAAUAAUAAAAAAGAGCAUUCAGGUCUGUAUGUCAUGUACUGUGUUUGGUAUUUCAAAAGACCAUCCUGAUUUUUAAGGUGCCACAGCUGCUUCCUCAGGGAUUGCACUGCCAUUUCACUUCUGCCUGACUUUCUCCCACUGUACCAUGAGGUUUGUCAGCAGAUCCCUGGCACCCAGGCUCCCUUGUUUGUCACCAGGGAAGCCGGGUGCGUUUUUCCUUUCUCCUGGGGAAGCUUGUGGUGUAAUGAGUGAACUUCAGGAGCUUAGAAACUAACGUGGUAGAGAAAUCCCUAACGGGAAGAGCUACAAUCAUAGACAUUUCUAUCGCCCAUCAGGAGCCCAGGAACUUAGUUCUCUUCUUAGCAAAGUCUUUUCCCAAGGCUGAUCUGGCUGGGGGGUGGGAAAUGGGACAUCCAUGUUGCUUUAGCAGGGAAUACUUACCCUGUUCUUGGAGUAAACUUACUUCUCGCUUUAGUUUCCCCAUUGCUGUUGGAAGCUCACUGCCGCCCUCCGGCUCAUCGAAGGGAAACCCCACACUCCUGCAUGUUUGAUUCCACUUUAGACACAGGCUUUGUCCCUGUCCCUUGCAAGAGCAGGGUGCCGUGGUGCUGCACGCAUGGCCUGCACACGGGGAUGCUGCUCCAGCUCCCCACUGUCACCACAAAGCCGCUAUCCCGACUCCUUGCGGAGCGAGCAGACCCCGGUGCUUGUGCUCCGGGGAAUGCCAUGGAGAUGCUGGUAAAGCUGGUUUGGACUGGGAUGCCUCCACACAUAGGGUCUUGCCCAGCAGCACAUCCCAUGAGCAGCAUCCCAUGGCGGGAUGCUCGCGGUACCAUGGGCUGGAAGAUGGCUUUAAGCUUCUUACCUUCCUUUGCUCAACCCAUGAGCAGCAUCGUCCCGGCUCUAUCAUUUGGAAGUGAUUUACUGGAAUUACAAAACCCAUCUUUUCUUGUUUGGUUUUUGUUUUUUUGGCCUUUUUCAUUUCAUUUCCCUUCUUUUUGGCUUCUGCUCUGGCUGCUUUAGGAAACUUCCGCAGGAGAGAUGGCACAAGAGGGCUCAAAAGGGAGUUUGGGGGUCAGGGGCUUGAUUUUUGAAGCAGCUUGAAUGGUUUCUUUGGUUUUCUAAGAGAUGCACUUGCCUAUGAUACUGUCUCUCCAGUGAACUGAUUACUGCUCCAUUACUCUAUUGAUACAAUAUUGUGCAUGCUAGUGUCGUAUUUCUAUACAGUAGCUUGAAGUUUAUUAACUUAUACUGUAGAUGUUCUGUAUUCCUAUGACAAAAUAGUCUUCAAAACCCAAUUUUUUAAAGGCUUUUUUUUCUGGUUUUUAAUUUAUUUUCCUUUUUCUUUUUUUUCUCUCUCUCUCCUUUCUUUUCCCUUCCUUUGCCUUUCUGGGGGGGGCACAGUUUGCUCUCUCCCGACCGUGAUCGUAACAAACUGAUCUGUUCUGGGUGUUGCUCUAGUGACAUGCGAUUCUAUAGGGUUUUAUUUCGUUCUGAAAACAGGAAAACAGCGACAAAAAACCAAAAAAAAAGACAAAAAAAACAACAAAAAAAAAGACAAAAAAAAAAAAGGCAAAAAAGAAGACACCAGUGUUAGCUUAACCUUAAUGUCUGGUGUUCGUCAUGGUGAAACUAUAACUAUCGCAGUGUAGGAGAACAAUGACUGUGUUCUUUGAAUGAGCCUUUGUUUGUGCUUUUCGUCAUGUUAUAUGCAGUGAAACUCUUUUUAAGGUCGAAAUCAGUGAUUUCUUCUUUUCUCCCCCCCCCCCCCGCCUCCGUGUUUCUGUAAGGAAUCCUUUCGCACACGGACCAUCCUUCGCGGUUUUUUCCUCAGUGAUGGAAUAUCAUGAAUGUGAGUCAUUAUGUAGCCGUCGUACAUUGAGCAAAUAAACUUACAGAUCUGACGUCAA
Messenger RNA from Neopsephotus bourkii (Bourke's parrot), 3938 nucleotides. It is a transcript of the gene YWHAG, whose product is annotated as tyrosine 3-monooxygenase/tryptophan 5-monooxygenase activation protein gamma. Gene Ontology annotation, molecular function: protein kinase C binding. Bases 216 to 959 code for a protein of 247 amino acids. The record is from RefSeq and is a predicted model, not a curated record. The transcript has 2 exons. NCBI's taxonomy places the organism in Eukaryota, Metazoa, Chordata, Aves, Psittaciformes, Psittacidae. Gene Ontology annotation, cellular component: cytoplasm. Gene Ontology annotation, biological process: signal transduction.